This is a messenger RNA of Penicillium samsonianum, 3078 nucleotides long. Its product is annotated as peroxidase/cytochrome P450 family protein. The record is from RefSeq and is a predicted model, not a curated record. Gene Ontology annotation, biological process: response to oxidative stress. Gene Ontology annotation, molecular function: iron ion binding; peroxidase activity; oxidoreductase activity, acting on paired donors, with incorporation or reduction of molecular oxygen. Lineage: Eukaryota; Fungi; Ascomycota; Eurotiomycetes; Eurotiales; Aspergillaceae. The transcript is spliced from 8 exons. The coding region runs from base 1 to 3078 and encodes 1025 amino acids.
AUGUCGUUUAAUGAAAAAUAUCAGGCCGGGGAGUCUUACGGCGACGCACCCAAGCUAUCCAAUGAUAGUUUUUUUGGGAAGAUCCGGAAUACGGAGCUGCUCAUUGGCAUCCUUACCUCCCUUCCAUCUACAUCAAGCACCAGAGUCCAGCUCACAAACAAGCUCAUUGACAGCCUGUGGAACGACCUUCAACACCCUCCGCUGAGCUAUGUUGGCGGGGAUGUCAGUUAUCAAGUUGUCAAUGAUCAAGCGCCUGCUAUUGACCAGGAACAUAACGAAUACAAUACCAUUGAGUUUGAGGUACCCGGUACAGGUGUCCGUCUGCGUGAGGAAAUCCCAUGCGCACCAAAUGGCCUGCAUCAUUACCGGAUGCCUGAUGGUAGCUUCAACAACAUCAUGGAGCCCCAUCUCGGUCGGGCUGGCUCGCCUUACGCCAAGUCAGUCAGAAGCCCGAAGAAACUCCACGGCGUGAAGCCUGAUGCUGCUCAGCUCUUUGAUCUAUUGAUGGCUCGUGAAGAAGACGACUUCAAAGAGAAUCCGGCCGGUAUCUCCUCUAUGCUCUUCUACCAUGCCUCCAUUAUCAUCCAUGAUAUCUUCAGAACCAGUCGUACGGAUAUGAACAAGUCGGACACAUCUUCAUACCUCGACUUGGCCCCACUCUACGGGUCAUCGCUUCGUGAUCAGCUUAAGAUCCGCACAAUGAAGGGAGGCCUGCUCAAGCCAAAUACCUUCCAUGAGAAGCAUCUGCUAGCCGCUGGAGUUAAUGUCAUGCUGGUUCUCUACAACCGAUUUCACAACCACGUCUGCGAUGUACUGCUCCAGAUCAAUGAAGGAGGCCGUUUCACAAUGGCCUGCACGGAUGGCGCCAGCGCCGAGGAUCGCGCCAAAGCCACGGCGAAGCAGGAUCACGAUCUCUUCAAUACGGCUCGCCUUAUUGUCUGCGCGAUGUACGCAUCAAUUGCCAUGGGAGAUCACCUUCGCGCCAUUAUGAACACCCAUAGUACCGACACAGACUGGGCUUUGGAACCACGCAUGGAGAUUGGAAAGCAGUAUGAUGGUGAAGGUGUACCCCGCGGAGUCGGGAAUCAGGUCAGUGUAGAGUCCAACUUGCUCUAUCGAUUCCACUCUAGUAUCUCCAAGAAGGACGAGCUCUGGAUCAACGAUUUCUUCCUCAAGAUUUUCCCCGGUCGUAGUGUGGAAGAUUUGGAAAACAUCACCUUGCCGGAACUCGGGCAGGCAAUGUUCAACUUUAACCGGUUGAUUCCAGUGGAGCCUAGCCAUCGCACCUUUGCCGACCUCGAGCGCCAGGAUGAUGGCAAGUUCAAGAAUGAAGAUCUUGUCCGUAUCCUCAAGGAGGCUAUGGAGGACCCCGCUGGAACAUUUGGUUCUCGAAUGGUCCCAAAGGCACUCAAGAUCAUUGAAAUCCAGGGCAUCAAUCAGGCUCGCAAGUGGGGAUGCGCUUCGCUGAACGAAUUCCGCGAGUUCUUUGGCCUCAAACGAUAUGAGAGCUUUGGCGAAAUCAACUCGGACGAAUAUAUCGCUCAUAUGCUUGAGAAGCUGUAUACCGACCCAGACAUGCCGGUCCGCAAUCCUGGCUCGGGCAUAUGCCCAACCUACACGGUUGGACGUGCUGUGCUUGCGGAUGCCAUUACGCUCGUGCACGGCGACAGAUUCCUGACUCUGGACUACACCGUCUCGAACCUGACAGCCUGGGGUAUGAGUGAGGUCCAGGGAGACCCCAAGACUCUCCGUGGAUCGAUGUUGUAUAAGUUGAUUCAACGAGGACUCCCUGGAUGGUUCUCAUUCAACUCGAUAGCAGUGAUGCAGCCCAUGUAUACCAAGAAGGCGAACAUUGAGAUUGCGAAGAAGCUCGGCACUCUUGAUCAGUAUACACUUGAUGAUCCAAGCCCGCCGCAGAGGCCCGUUCUGAUUACCUCGUCGGCUGGCAUCAAGCAAGUCCUCGACAAUCCCCAGAAAUUCCCGUCAGGCUGGAGCAAGAUCUUGGAUCUUGUCUUCAACAGGAAGAAGGACUUGAGCUGGUUUAUGCUGGCCGGUGAUGAGCCUCGCAACUACGAGCAUCGCCAGAAGACGAUGCAAGCCUUCACAGCCUUCAAUCUUAAGAAGGGUGUCCAUCAAAUCGAUCUGAUCCGCGAUGUUGCCAUUCCGCUCAACACGCAGCUCACAGCCGACCUCUUCUACUUCGACCUUCGAACAGACGAGAAUCCGGAUGGAACGCUAAGUGUUGCGGAGCUUUACAAAUCUCUGGUCAAUCUCCGUAUCUGGGCGACGAACAACCUUGACCCCGCUGAGUCGUGGAACCGCCGUCGCCGCUCCGCCGAGGGAGCAAAGGUGCUUGUGGAUGCACUCCCGGCGCAAGGCAACUCGCCCGAUAAUGUGGUCGAUCAACUCUGGCUCCUGGCCUUUGGUGAGAUUGGGGUUCUCGUUACCACAUUCUACGAAGUAAUGGACUUCUUCCUGCGACCAGAGAACGGGUCGAUCUGGGCUGAGGUUCAGGACUUAGCUCAAAAGGGUGAUGCAGGCAGACUUCAGGGCUACGUCGCGGAGGCGCAGCGUUUCACUAGCGAAUUUCGCAUCGUGCGCUACCCAGCGAGCUCGACGCAGGUGGACAGCAAGCCAGUCCAGCCUGGAAAUGUGGUUAUCUUGAACAUUGCCGAGGCAGCCCGUGACCUGGCCGUGGUUUCCAAUGCAGACAACUUCGAUCCACAACGCAAGCAGCCCGGCAUCUCCGCCUACAGCUACGGCCACCACGAAUGCUGCGGAAGAGCCAUAGCUCUCGCGUUCAUAACAGGGCUCGUGAAGAUCUCAGCCGGUCCGAAGAAUCUGCGAUCUGCACCUGGUCAAAUGGGAGUGGUCAAGUCGAUUAAAGUUGGACAGGAGAAGAUUUACCUUAAUGACAGUUGGUCCUACUUUGCGUUCAACGUCAGCACUUGGAAAGUUCAUUUCGAUGGCCUUGGGAAGGGUAAUUUCCAGGGCAAUAACGAUGAUGCAAAUGGAGGAAUAGAGAUGCAGCAGUAUUAUGCAAUGCUGAAGAAGCGCAAGGCAGAAUCCUUGAAUUAG